UACAGAGUACUCUUUGGGAAUCCCAUGUUUGAAAACACAUUAUUAAAACAUCUCGUCUCCUCUUUGGUAAAACCAUCAGUCAUGGUUAAUGUCCGUCUGAAGACAAUGUUCACUUUUGCUGUGGGAGUGUGUGCACUUCUCCUCAAGCAACAGAAACAUAGCGGAACCUUUGUGCUCUGCCUCUGCCGAGACUGAAAGACGGAAGUAUAUGUGCGACGGACAAGCAUGGGUACCCGAGUUGCUGCAGCGCGUCAGGUUCUUCUGUGGACUGUGAGAAAUGCGACCUCCUCCUCUAUAUUCAGCUCGCUUCAGUUUGGGAGAUGCCACCUCCAGCCUCUAUGCAGAUUGCUCUGUUCCUCCACCAGCCAGAGUACUCUCCAGUCAUCACAACACAACCAUGAACUCCUUCCUCUGUCCAGGAAGCCAGUCACAGAGCUGUCCCCACGCUCUCUGCUUGAUAUGGGAUUCACAGACUCCCAGGCAGAGCAGAUAUAUGAUGUCACAUCCAAACUCAGAGGAGGAAGCGCUGCCAAACAUGCCCUGUCAACUCUCACAGCUCUGUUUGUCUUGGGCCUCAAUCCCUCCAGUGUGCUGAAACUGCUGGAGAAAUGUCCUGAACUUUAUACCGUCAAGGAAUCACAGUUUCAGCAGCGCAUAGGCAACAUGCGGAAACUAGGUUUAAUGGAAGGCAGUCUUCAGAGAGUGGUGUCCCACUACCCCCAGAUCCUGACUGUGCCUGUGAAGACAGUCAAAAAUGUGGUGGCGUUCCUCAGAGAGAAGUGCCUGUUUACCGUCCAGCAGGUCACAGACAUCCUCAGAGAUAGUCCGGCCGUAGUGCUGGAAAACACGGGUCAGCUGGAGUACAAGUUUCAGUACGUCUACUUUCGAAUGGGUGUCAAACAGGCGGAGAUGGUGAAGUCCAGGUUGUUCCGUUUCACUCUGGACGAGGUGCGCUGUCGACACUGUUUUCUGGAGCGCCGGGGCCUGUAUCAAACCCCAGACAAGAAAGGACAGACGAUCAUCCUCAACCCCAAACUGGACAACAUCCUCAGUGUUGACCAGGACACCUUCAUCACACAUGUUGCCGAUGCGUCAGCAGAGGAGUAUGACGUAUUCAGGAGACUGAUGGCGAGAGAGUGGCUUGAAGAAGAGCAGCAGCAGGGCAGCAUCGAAGCUGAUAGUGAUGAUGAUGAGGAUGAAGAGGAGGAUGAAGAAGAUGAGGAGAAUAGAGGGAGAAGUGGAUACAGGAAGAGGAAAAGGAAAUGAUGGAGCGGACUAUGGGAGGGACUCAGAGAACUUAUUUAAAAGGUACAGUGUGUAGGAUUUGGCGACAUCUAGUGGUGUGGUUGAAGAUUGAUACAAACUGAAUAUCCCUCCGCUCACUCCUCCCUUUCAAAGACUGUGGUAACGUGAGCCGCCGAGCUGCAAAACCGUGGUAACGCCGUUCGCCUCGCUCAGAGGCCAUCCUUACUAUAA
This is a messenger RNA of Sebastes umbrosus (honeycomb rockfish), 1476 nucleotides long. RefSeq names its product mitochondrial transcription termination factor 4 (gene mterf4). The transcript is spliced from 4 exons. The coding region runs from base 226 to 1266 and encodes 346 amino acids. NCBI's taxonomy places the organism in Eukaryota, Metazoa, Chordata, Actinopteri, Perciformes, Sebastidae. Gene Ontology annotation, molecular function: double-stranded DNA binding. The record is from RefSeq and is a predicted model, not a curated record. Gene Ontology annotation, biological process: regulation of DNA-templated transcription.